Pimephales promelas (fathead minnow) is the source of this 3546-nucleotide messenger RNA. It is a transcript of the gene klhl43, whose product is annotated as kelch-like family member 43. Gene Ontology annotation, cellular component: nucleus. Gene Ontology annotation, molecular function: protein binding. The record is from RefSeq and is a predicted model, not a curated record. NCBI's taxonomy places the organism in Eukaryota, Metazoa, Chordata, Actinopteri, Cypriniformes, Leuciscidae.
UGGGAUUGUGUUGCAGAGCUGUGGUUGGUUCAUCUUUUCCACUAACUCCGGCUCCCGACAGCUAUCUGCCCUGACAGACAGACAGACAGAGAAAGAGACAGAUUAGCAAGAACAGAAAGAAAACAGUGUGGAUUCAAGAACUGGGAGAAAGCAAAUGAGAAAACAAGGAAGGACAAAGAAGGAGAGCAGAUAGUAGAGGCAGCGUGUGCUGAAGCGGAUCCCUCACCAUACUCCGCUUUGUUAGUUUGCAAGUGUAGUCUGUCUGUCCAUCUAUAAUCUUGGUAAAAGUGUCAGUUUUUUAAAACACAUAAAAUAACAACUUAAAGUGGUACUGGGUAAUUGUGACUAUCAGCACAGAAUAUAUCAUUAAAAAGCUAUCCUACACUACACAUUACAAUGGCUCCCAAAAAGAAGUCACCACGGCCUAAGAAGCCCAUACCUGAAUUGACAACAGUUGAGAGUGGAGUGGUUGUACCAGAGCUGGGCGUUAAAAAGCUGGAGUUUCCCCUUAAUAUUGAGCAGCUGAACCGUCUCAAUGGUGUUCCCCUGCCGCCCCCUGUGAUCCGACCCGGGGAGAAAGGUUUCGGCCUGGGCAAUGAGCUCACCCGUCCCCUGCAUGGAUCCGCUAUGCUGGAGGAGCUGAGCCGCAUGAGACAGGAACGCUUCCUCACUGACAUGGAAUUGGCCUGCAAAACCAAGGCAUUUGAUGUUCACAAACUAGUCAUUUCUUCAGUCAGCCAGUAUCUUCGUGAAGUCCUGGCUAAAGACCCUGGACUCAAACGACUGGAACUUCCAACCCUCUCACCUCUCGGACUUGCCAAUGUGAUUACAUUUGCUUACCUGGGCCGUGUGCACAUGUCCCUGUACACCAUUGGCUGCACUGUGGCUGCGGCGAGCACAAUGCAGAUCCCUCAUCUUCUCCAGAUGUGCAUGGAGUUCAUGAUGUCCGAGGUGAACGCUCACACGUGUGUGUACAUAUGGAACAUCGGCGCUGCGUACGGCCUUAUGCCUGUUCGCGAGGCCGCCCGGCGCUUCAUUCUGGAGAAUUUUGCCCAGUUCUGUGAGACAGCUCAGUUCAACCAACUCACCCUGGAACAGAUCACAUCUUUCCUGCAAGACGACAACCUAGUUCUUCCCUCAGAGGUCACCACCUUCCAGAUGGCGAUGAAGUGGUUAGACUUCGACCCAAAGAGGCAGGAACAUGCUGCAGAAGUGCUGUCUCACGUGCGCUUCGAGACCAUCCCUGCCAACGAGCUGGUUAGUGAGAUCCAGCCAGUGGCUCGAAUGAUGCUAGAUUCUCGGUGUCACCGUCUUCUGGUAGAUGCCAUGAACUACCAUUUGCUGCCAUACCAGCAAAACACACUGCAGUCACGGCGCUCAAAGGUCCGGGGAAGCCAGAACGUUCUUCUAAGCAUUGGGGGUCGCCCAUCUCUAACUGAGCGUGCCCUGAGUCGAGAGGUGCUGUGGAGAGAUCCUCGAGAGGGAACGGCUAUAUGGCGUCAUCUUACUCAGCUGCCAGCAAAGAGCUUCAACCAGUGUGUGGCUGUGAUGGAUGGAUUCCUGUACGUGGCAGGAGGAGAAGAUCAGAAUGAUGCCCGAAACCAGGCUAAACAUGCUGUUGGCACUCUUAGCAGAUAUGAUCCUCGCUUCAACACCUGGCUGCAUCUGACCAGCAUGCGCCAAAGACGUACACAUUUCAGUUUGGUGGCCACUGGUGGGCGCCUGUAUGCCAUUGGUGGGCGAAACACCGAUGGCCUCUUGGCCACUAUUGAGAGCUACCAGCCCUCUACCAACACUUGGCAGCUCCGUACGCCAAUGGAUAUGCCACGAUGCUGCCAUGCCAGUGCAGUCCUACCAUCAGGAGACAUCUUGGUGACUGGCGGCUAUGUCAACUGCGCUUACUCUCGCUCGGUCAUCCAUUAUAGCAUUAACACCGACACUUGGAGCGAGCAGGGAGAGUUGGAAACACCUCGAGGAUGGCACUGCUCCGCAACAGUAGGCGGUAAGGUGUACGUUGUAGGUGGAAGCCAGCUUGGUCCCGGUGGAGUCCGCAUUGAUGUAAUGACCAUGGAAGUCUUCUCCCCUGAGAGCAAAGAGUGGACAAGAGCGGCAAGCCUUCCCUUAGGAGUGAGCACAGCUGGCAUGUCCCCACUUGGAGACCACCUGUACCUGCUGGGUGGGUGGAACGAAGACGAGAAACGUUACAAGUCAGCGGUCCAGCGCUUUGACUCAGGCACCAACAGCUGGUCAGCAGUGGAAGAUCUGCCAGAACCCAUAGUGGGAGUGUCUUGCUGUGCCCUACCUUUGCCCCCACGUCAAGCGUCCCGAAGACACCGAAACACCCCUUCCCAUGAAGACCAGAGCAGAGUGACACAGCACAACACCGCAUGAGAAAUGAAAGCUGGGGAAAGUCAAAGAGCAAAAGAGAGACGGGGUGAAAGAAGAGAUUGUUAGAGUGUAGAAAAGAGAGAGCGAGGGAGAGGGACGUGUCGGUGAAAUGGAAAUUUAGAGAGUAGAAAGUAAGGAUUAACAAAAUAAAGUGGAAAGCCAGCACAGAAGUCUUGUUGUUCUUAAGGUUUCUUUGAGUUUCAAGAAAAGGUACUAACUAGGACGUAUUUAUAAAGAAUGUGAAAGUUACAUUUCAGCCUCAGCAGUGCGAGGAAUUUAGUAAUAUAUCUAUGAGUUUCUGAGAUUUAAUGAGUUUUCGAAAUUGAGCCAGGCCUCGGAUAGCACACGUUCGUCUCCAAGAUUUCUGCUAAAGAGCAGUUCAUCUGGAAAGACGAACGUCUUUACAUACGUUCUAAAUAAUAAACAUCUUAAAGACAUCUUCUAAUCGCCUAUUCAGCAUCUGACAGGAUGUAUUACAGAAGUACAAACACUCUUAAUACAUCUUGCAGGUGCAAACUCACAUUUCCGAGAUGUACAUGUGCUAUCAGGGGCAGUUUUAUUGAAAAUACCAUUGUAGGAUCAUCAAAAACAUGCUAAAUUCAGUAGUACUGAAUCAAGUGCGUCAGUUUAUUUAUUUCUUAAAAUAUUUAUUGCUUUUUUUAUUUUAAUCAAGUUUUGAUUCAGUUUUCUCUCUUGCAGUUAUUGGGUCUGGCUUUUAAAGUCUGUUCAGGGGUACUUAUGGUUUUUUAUAUACAAAGACUUGCACAGUGCAAAUGUCAAUGCCCCCAUAGAGAUACAAUCAGGCACCAAUACAUUGAUAUUGCCCACCAAAGAAUGUGCAUAACACCACACCAGUUAGACUAUAGACUGGCUAUCGAUGAAAUGUUUCAUGCUUCCAAGCAUUGAUAUAACUUGUUUAAAGUUGUCAUUAAAGGGUCUUUACCUGCAUGUGUAGUGGUCACAACUACCACCUAUAAUUGUAGGAUAAAGACCAGUAAAAGGAACCAGUAAAACACACAACAAAACUGUCAGUAAUAGAAACACAAAAUGAAAAUGUAAGUAUGACAUUGAAAAUACAGAUUUAGGAGUCUGAAGUGUGUCUAGGACUAGAUCUCUCUGGGAUUUAACUAAAUAAAGCAAAAUUGAUUAAAAACAAAA